Molecule: messenger RNA, 546 nt
Organism: Pestalotiopsis fici W106-1
Lineage: Eukaryota; Fungi; Ascomycota; Sordariomycetes; Amphisphaeriales; Sporocadaceae
Exons: 1
Coding region: 1-546 (181 amino acids)
Source: RefSeq, a predicted model, not a curated record
AUGCCGUCGUCACAACGCCCCUUUUUACUCUCCUCCUUCUUCGCCGUCUUCAGGCAACAACCGCCAUCCGCGCUAUCAGCCUCAUCACAACCCAACAAGACGACGCAUCACUCCCACCUACAGACCUCGACAGGGGGCACGGCUGCAACUUCUAGUGCCUGCGCCCGGCCGAUCUCGACAUCAACUGCAGCGGCGGCAGCAGCAGCGGCAUCGUCCUCUUCUGCAGAUCACUGCCCACCGCCGACAUCCACGACGCCGCAACGGUCCAGCGUCAUCAAUCAAAUCCCCAUCCACAGCCCCCGCGCGCAUCACCACCACCAUCAUCACCACGGCGGAGUACCGAUACCCGGGGCCGCUACUGGCAGUCCAGGUGGACGGCGCCGCGGCAGCGAUAGCAGCAGCGAGGGCUUCCGGGAUGUCAUCGGCGGCGACAAGUGGUAUAUCGGCGGCCGGACCGCGGGCGGCGAGGAAAAGUUCUUCAAGCUGGGUGUCGUAAGGAGGAUUAAGAGUAAUGACCGGCUGAGUUUGGAUCGUCUAAGUCUAUGA